UGUUGAUGAAAACUCCUAUUACGUUUCUCCUUUUAUCAUUUCUACUACGUUCUGUCCUAUCGCAAGCAUCAAGCAUAACUUGCGACACUGAUGAGAUAGACGCUCCCCUAGCUUUUCAAGAUGGUGAUUACCUGAUAGCUGGAAUCUUCAACAUUGGUACUAUGAUGGAACGUCAAGAAAUAUCUCCAACCGGAGAGAUUGUAAAUGUUGAAUAUUGUUCCAGAGAAGAUAUCUCGGUUUAUGGCAUCCAGAAGGCUUUGAUGCUUCGUGAAGUCGUGGAGAAAUACUCCGAGAAGUUUAAUGAGUUGGGAUUUAAAGUUGGAUACAUUAUCUACGAUUCGUGCAGGAAUUUCGAGGUAACGACCAGGGUAUCAGUUCUUAUAUCAGCCAAUGAGAAAGUGAUCGGAGUAUCGGGUGUGGAUCGCAAAGAUUACAUGAGACGAUCUGCAGACAUCACCGCUUCCAUGGGCAUUCCUACCUUCAUCUACAUGUUUAAUGAUGCGCAGAUGAUGGAUGAUAACCAAUAUCGGACUCUCUUUUCUAUGAUUGAGACUGAAGAGACUGAAGCAGAGAUCACUAUUAAAUUUCUUAAAGAAAUGGGAUACAAGUACGUUGAUAUUUGGUAUCACAAAUACUCCGAGGAAAUGGCCACAUACAUUUAUGAAAACUAUGUUCAAACUGUUGGAUGUGGCCAUUUUGCAGAAGUCACGUCCCCUAUUGACAUACCGAGAAUUCAGGAGGCCUAUAACAAAACUGGAGGUGAUCCAUCAGAAGUACAGCUUAUCUUAUCAAAUAGCCUCGCCACCACAAAAAAGAUGUUGACUCAUAUGAUCUCCGAGCUCGGUUUUACUAAGAAAGUAUACAUUUUUGGAGUUUCCAAUGGACGAAAAAAAUUUUUAGAUGAGUACGUGUCGAUUCUUGAAUCUGACAACUUCUACUCCAUUGUUUUACCCCUUCCUCCUCUCUUGAACACAGACUUGGGAAUAGUGAGAACCCGUCUUACAUCAAAUUGGACCAGAUCCAAGGAUAAGAUGGACGAAUUAUACAAGGAUACCCAAUUAAGAACCUGCCCAGUGGUCGACUUUAAUGGUGACAGUAUAUUAGAUUGUAAAUGGACAGACUGGUUACAAUAUGUUAGCAGUGGUACCGAAGCAAUCCUCCAGUCACUACAUCGUACAUUAAAUAAUGAUCAAGAUCCCAGCGAGUGCCCAAAUAAAUUGAGGAGGAAGGUAUUCAAUUCCAUUGUAGAGGAGGACCAAACGAUCGUUGUAACCAUGAAUGAAGAUCUCGACUUGCACGUCUCAUUUCAAAGCAAGUCUGUCAACAUAGACUACGAAUUUGGAGUAUACCGAGCUCAAACUAAAAGUUACGAAACAGUUGGUAAAAUUCAUCAGGACAAAAUAGACAUAACAAAUCCUGGAGCUCUAGAGCAACUUCAUUAUCAGAAGACCUGCUCCUCAAAGUGCCAGCCGGGACAAUUCAGACUAUAUGACGAGCGUAUCGCUCACCUACCCUGCUGUUGGUCAUGUCAGGAAUGCGGGAACCACUCGAUAACCGUCGAAUACAAUGAGAACACCUGUCACAGUUGUAGUCCGGAGGAAACCUCUAACAGUAAUCAUACUACAUGUCUCACCACAAAGCUCCAUUACAUCACUCCGUCAUCCACUAUAUUUCUUUGUGCAGCUCCUGUCAUCGGCGUGUGUUCGGUCGCUGUUAUAGUGAUAUCGAUUGUCAUUUUCAGGAAUGAAGAAAGGCCCAUCAUCAAGGCUUCUGACCCUGGCUAUCUUUACAUGUUACUGUUUGGCUUACUCAUGGGAAUGGCUGCGAGUUUCAUACCCCUGCUGAAGCCAAGUCUCUGGUCGUGCUCGCUUGAAUACACCCUCGUGUUGAUCUGCAGCACCAUUAUAACUACCAAUCUUCUCUGGAAAUGCAUCAAAAUCUAUGGAAUAUUUGUAUCUGCUAAUAGCUUUAGGAAACCUAUGUGUGAAGGGUUCUUUAAAAGAGCCGGACAAACUUGGCUCAACAUUGGGACUUUGACUUUGGUAGCGAUUCUUCUCUUGAUUGAUUUUCUUACCGGAGAUGGCUUGGGCUGGAGAUCCCAUGAAUCCCAAAUAUUUGAUCACUCACAACGUUACUUGAUAUGCCAAGGAAAGAGUGACAAGUCCAUGGUCCUAACUACUCUCCCCCUAGUUGUGCCAACGCUCUACUUCAUAGCCACCCUAGUCCUGGCGUUCAAGAUGCGGCGCUUCCCUCACAACUUCAGAGAAACUCUCAACAUCUUUGGAGCUACACUUAUUGUCAUGCUGUGUUGUGUCAUGUUUCUCAGCGGAUAUAACCUUUCUCACCUCUAUCUCCGAGCUUUCCUCCGCACUAUCGUCAUCUUCGUAACCUGCAGUGCGUUCCUGGUCUGUUUGUUCGUUCCUAGGAUUAUCCUGCUGCUCCAAAAGGAUCCCGACAUUGAAGCUGAGAAAAAUGAGAUCAAAGCUUCAGUUCGGAGGUUUUCGACCAAAAAAGCUCCUAAAUGUAAAACUAGACCAUCCACAACCGAUGCUCUACCAUACUCACGCAUUGAACAAAGAGAGGCGCCGGCAAAUGCAUGAUUGAGAGAGAGCAUGAUUGAAAAAUACAAUUAUCAGCUGACAGUUGUCGGGAAAGAAAAAAUCUAGUGUGUUCCUUGAUUGAUAAACGUUGUUGUUAUUGAUUUGAUGAAUAGGUUUUUCAAUUUGAUAGUUAUAACUAGGCGGAAAGUAACUAGUUGAAGUAGUUCAGCUGUGUGUGACUGUGAAUAACAUUAACUCUGUCUGAUUUGAUGAUUUUAAAAUAUUGUGCAUUAAGACGUUUUAAACAAAUGUAAAUAAGAUUUAAGACUGCUUUAUUUCGCAAAAUAUCCAAAUAAAUUUGACCUUAAUUUUGUAUUUUGCUGUUCUGGAGACGCUUAUUUCAUUUAUUUGCUAUCCGCAACAAAGCCCCGAUUUGCUGUGAUUCUUAUUUCUUGGUACGAAAACUUCAUGGUAAAUCGGCGCUUCUGGUAAAUUGUAUAAUCUAAUUAUUUCUAGGAUAAGCGGUGGAUUAUUUAUAAAUAAUCCAACUGUAUACUUAUAGUAAUAUAAAACUGUAUUUAUACAAUUAAAAUAGUUCAACUUACUGUAUAAAUACAGUUAGACUGUGUUGAUCAUUUGAACUACGAUGUCGUCUUUUAUGAUUUGACUUAUAUGU
Messenger RNA from Bolinopsis microptera, 3216 nucleotides. RefSeq lists its product as uncharacterized. Bases 6 to 2600 code for a protein of 864 amino acids. The transcript has 2 exons. Gene Ontology annotation, cellular component: plasma membrane. Gene Ontology annotation, biological process: G protein-coupled receptor signaling pathway. NCBI's taxonomy places the organism in Eukaryota, Metazoa, Ctenophora, Tentaculata, Lobata, Bolinopsidae. Gene Ontology annotation, molecular function: adenylate cyclase inhibiting G protein-coupled glutamate receptor activity. The record is from RefSeq and is a predicted model, not a curated record.